AUGCAGACCAUUCAGACUGUAGAGACGCAGUUCCCCAUGCUGUGUGAGAGCUUCCACUAUUCUACUUUCCGAAGACAUGACCAGGAGAGGAGGAAGAGCAGCCUGACAGCGCUCUUCCUAAAACAACAUCACCACCACCACCAACAACAACAACAGUGUAAACAACUGCAGGCGGCGCCCCAUGGCGUCUCGGCAGGUCGUGUUGAACACGCUCAGCUCACCUGCUCAGCCAGCAGCCCAGCGGGCGAGGCAGAGGUGGGGAACAUGGGGAACCUGGUGGCCAAGCCCGGGACGCAGGGCCUCAUGGCUCAGCUCAAGACAGAGGGGCAUGAGGGCUCCAUCUUCUCCUACAUCCACAUUCGGACGGAGAUGUCCCGGGCGGUGGUGCGCCAGGCUGCUUUGGAGGAUGUGAUCCAAAGGACAGGAGUCAGCACGGUCCCCUCAGGUGAGGAGUUGGAGAGGCUCACGGCAGGACGCAGGUGUCAGGUGGAGGACGUGCAUGAGGAAGGCGGGAGGAGCUACAGCACUGGGUCACGUGACCGGCUGGAGGACCUCCAGGUGCAGCCAGGGGGACCAGCAGGGCUGGAGAACGUGUCUCAGGACCAGCUCACGCGGCGUCGGGAGAUGGAGAACGGAACACUCCCUCAGAAAGACCAGACUAAUAGAGCUCCUGUCUGUCGUGCUGAGUUCACAGAUAGUAACGGCCGCGAUUCUGGACGUGAGGUAAACGAAACUAAAACCAUACUGUCGUUGUUGGAGAACUCAGCCGAACAUCCAGAUGGUCAUCAGAACACAGUGGCCAUGAGUGCCUACAGCACCCAAGAUUCCAAGGCGACUGUCUCCAAAACAAGCAAUUGCGCUAAUGUCCAGGAUACCACAGCAACCAGCAUGUACUACAAGAGCGCUGAGGAGCAUCUGGAGGAGAGGUCUUCUCUCUCGUCUCCGAGUGAAGAGUGUCUCCGGGGUGACAGUAGCCUGACCCAGCGCGUAGAGGUGGGCUUGAACUCCGCCAAGCAAUUUGUCAACCUCGAGUUCGACUCGGAGUCAAAGGUCAGUCUGAUGAUUUUUGUUCCCCUAAAGAGCAUGAGUAGUGUGGAUCUGAACUUGGUGCACGGCAAGGAUGAUGGUGGUUUCGGAGAGGAAGGGUCAGGCUCCUUCACCCAGUGGCUGUCUGAACGCGACCUGGACACGGGUUGGCGACCUCGCAGGACCUCCAGCACGACCCCUGGGGUCAAACCCCACCCUACCAUCCAGCCGUCGUAUGUGAAGACCACCACUCGCCAGCUGUCUUCUCCUCCAUGCACUACCCCUUCCCUGAGCCCCUCCUACCCCCGCAGAGGGAGCCAGGAAUUAGGCUCAGGUCACGGGUUAGGUCAAGGGUCACUCGGAGCCGAGAAGUGGAGAUCACACAGGCAGCGCUCGUGUAGCAUCGCUGGGCCCCUAGGUUUCCAUGGCAACUGUGGGAGGAGUAUUGGACUGGGAUGGCCUGAGCUUAUGAAUAGGACGUUCCAAUCCCUUGGACUCUGGUCCAGCUGUUGCCAGGUAGCCACAGACGUCACCUUUCAGGAUGUGUUCACAGGUGAGCCAGCUGUGUUUGGCCUUAUUGGUGCAGUGCCGCCAGCAACACGUGCAAAGAGAUCACUGGCAAAGAAUGUGAAAUACGUGCACACCAGAAAAGAGAGGUAUUUGAUGCUGACUGGUACAGGUGAAGGUGACUGUAGUGAAGAAGUUGAGAAAUUCUAUUCACAGAUUAUGGAUCUUGGAAUUCUCCAGCCCUUCAGUGGGCUGACUACAGGCCAGGAGGCAAUUAGCAGGCCUAGUUUCAAUAAAGAGCAGUUGUACACUUGGGCACUGUUGGGUCACCCUGAAGGAAGAACACCAAAGAGAUUACAAACCCUCUGGCCCCCAGCCUCAAUUACAGCACAGAGCGAAUCUCCUGGGAACAUUUCGGACGGGAGAUCCACGACACUCAAGCAGCUGCAACGGACCAUUGAGGAAUUGCAGGAUAAGAUAUGUGAGCUGGAAAUGGACCGUGAAGCCGUGACUGUCGUGGAGGGGAGCACUACAGCGCAGGUUCCAGGCAGGGGAGACCUCAGUCUCCUGCAGAUCCUCAGCAGUGGGAACGCACGGAGGAUUCUCCGCGAAGCCGAGUCGGUCCAGACCUCACCAACCCAGGAAGCCUUCAUGCCCACAGUGCCUUUGCACAGCCAAUCUCAGACUGUCGUUUUGACUGACAGCUCCACCUCACCGAUGGCACAGUCUGUAACUGCCAGGGACGACAGCAGAAGGGCGUGGCACAACCCCUUUCUCUGCACCCAACUUCUCUGGCUCCACCUCUUCCUGUUUUGGUUGGCUCAAAUGAAUCCUCAGCCCCGCCCUCACCUCAUCCACUGGGACCAGGGGUGUCAGUCCCGCCCCCAGCACCAACUUCACCACAUUUACCUCCUCCCACUUCCCCUUCUCUUCAGGCCCCGUUGUGGGCCUGGAGGUCUGUCUCCACCCCUCCUGGUCUUGGCUCAGGAGACUGUAGCUUUGAAGGCAGUUAUUGAGCCUCCACGACCCAUGAAGCCUUUAUACUGGACCAGAAUACAGCUGCAUGCCAAAAAGGAGUCACACACUCGUCUUGUGUGGGAGAACCUGCAGGAACCAUAGGAGAACCAUAGGAGAACCAGGAACCAUGACUUUGCAAAACUGUUUGCCAAAGUCACGGUAAAAGAGAAGAAGAAGCCCAUUUCAGACACCAUCAUUAAAUCAAAGGGCAGGAGGAAGACGCAACUGAGUGUGAUGAAGUUGUUGAGUAAUAAGCGUUCUCAGGCUGUAGGAAUCUUGAUGUCCAGUCUACAUUUGGAUAUGAAAGACAUUCAACAUGCUGUCUUGAACAUGGACACCUCGGUGGUGGACUUGGAGACCCUGCAGGCUCUGUACGAGAAUAGGGCACAGAAAGAGGAAGUGGAGCAGAUGGAGAGAUACGUCAGGCCUGCUGCUGAGAAAAACACUGGACCUCUGGACAAGCCUGAACAGUUCCUGCUACAGCUGUCACAGGUUCCUCAGUUCUCUGGGCGAAGGUUCUGCAUCUUGUUCCAUUCCACCUUCACAGAGUGCAUCACCUCCAUCCACCAGAAGAUCAACCUGCUGCAGAAAGUGUGCAGGUUUCUGUGCUUGGAUAAAGGGGUCCUGAAGGUUCUCAGUCUGGUUCUGGCAUUUGGGAACUUCAUGAACGGUGGGAACAGAAGCAGGGACGUCCUGCUCAAACUCAGAGACGUGAAGGGCAGCGAUAACUCCCACAGUCUUCUGUCAUACAUCGGCUAUAUGUGACACUUUGAUGAGGAGGCGGGUAGUGACACGUGUGUGUAUUUGUUGUGUGUGUGUGUGGACCUUUUCCAGAUGUCACAGAUGAAGUUUGAGGAUUUUGAGCGAGACCUGCAGAAACUACGCAAAGACCUGAAUGUGUGCUCAUCAGAAACAGAGAAGGUGUGUGCUGCUGACCAACACUUUCAGCCAUUUAAAGAGAAAAUGGAGUCGUUUCUUAGUCAUGCCAGGACAGAGCUAGAGCAAAAGUAGAAACAGCUCUCUGACACUCACAACAGCUUUGUGUUUUUCGCACAGAAGCCUAAGGGAGGGGAGAAAGAGGUGUCUCCACACGUAUUCUUCUCCAUAUGGCAUGAGUUCUCCUUGGACUUUAAGGACCUGUGGAAGACUGAGAACAAACAGAUCCUGAAGGAAAGGCUGAAGGCGGCGGAGGAGACAGUCAGACAGGCCAUAGUUGGUUACGGCGUCAGACCCAGGCUGACCUCUGGGAUGCUGCAAGGCCAAGUUGGAGCUGAAGACGUGAGCGCUUCACGGGCCUGGGGGAACGUGGCAGUCCUGUACCUGGUUCUGGACCCUGGACCUUGUUCUCGCCUCUAA
Messenger RNA from Electrophorus electricus (electric eel), 3906 nucleotides. The record is from RefSeq and is a predicted model, not a curated record. Lineage: Eukaryota; Metazoa; Chordata; Actinopteri; Gymnotiformes; Gymnotidae.